UACGGACUAAUGCCUUCGCCCAUAUGUUUGGUGGAGAAUGUGAACGGAUCACUCAGUGUCUGUAAGGAUGCCAUUGAGUUCCUGAGUAGGAUCAGUGAGCCGGUGGUGGUGGUGUCUGUGGUGGGACUCUACCGUACAGGGAAAUCUUACCUUAUGAACCGCCUGGCGGGACAACAGUCAGGCUUUGCUCUCGGCAAUACUAUCGAGUCGAAAACCAAAGGCAUCUGGAUGUGGUGUGUCUCGCACCCCUAUAAAGAAGGACACACUCUGGUGCUGCUGGAUACAGAGGGACUUGGUGAUGUGGCCAAAGGAGACUCUAAGAAUGACGGCUGGAUCUUCUGUCUGGCUGUUCUGCUCAGCAGCACUCUGGUGUACAACAGCCGCGGCACUAUUGAUAACACUGCAGUGGAAAAGCUACAAUAUGUUGUUGAACUCACUGAGCAGAUCAAGAUCAGAUCGACAAAUGCAGCAGAUGAGGAGGAAGAGGAGGAUUGUAAGUUUGUGCAGUUUUUCCCAUCAUUCACCUGGGUCGUGAGAGACUUCACCUUGGAAUUGGUAAUUGAUGGAAAGAGGGUGACUGAGGACGAGUACCUUGAUUUUGCUCUCCAGCUCAAGAAAGGUGUGAGCAAGAAAGUCAGUGACUACAACCUGCCUCGUCAAUGCAUCCGAAACUAUUUCCCGUCCCCCAGGAAGUGUUUUGUGUUCCCUUCUCCAGCCUCACCUGAAAACAUGACACGUUUAGAAAGCUUGCAAGAACGGGACCUUGUACCCGGUUUUCUGAAGGUCACGGGACGUUUUUGUGAACACAUCUUUCACAAUAGUGUCGUGAAAACAGUGAAAGGAGGACACAGAGUUACUGGCAAAUUGCUCGGACAUCUGGUUGAGAUUUAUGUAGACACAAUCAACAGUGGUAAGGUGCCCUGUCUGGACAAUGCAGUUGUUGCUCUUGCAAAUCUAGAGAACCAGACAGCUGUUCAAGAAGCUCUGAAAGCGUAUCAGAUUGGGAUGGAAAAGGUGAAGAACAAGUUCCCAGUAGGUGUGGAUGAUAUUUCCUCCGAGCACCAGAAGUUCAGCAGUCUGGCCACCGCUGAGUUUAUGAAAGGCUCCUUUAAAGAUGAAAAAGGAGAAUACCUGAAAAAACUGAUGGCCGAGGCUGUGCUGAACGAGUUUCUGAAAGAGCGAGGACCAGAAGCAAACUGCAUCCUCCACAUGGACACAAAACUCACUGAAAAUGACAGAAAGAUUCAGGAGGAAAAGGAAAAGAAUGCUCUGCUGGAACAGAAGUUUAAAGAGGAAGAGGAGAAACGCAUUGAGAGUGAGCGAAUGAUGAAGGCAGAGAAAGAGCGGCAGGAGGACCAAAUGAGGCAGAUGCAGGAGAAGUUCAACAAGGAGCUGGAGCAGCAGCAGCAGGAGAUGGACAGAGCCAUUGAGAGCAAGCUGAAUGAGCGGGAGGAGAUGAUAAAGAAAGGCUUUAGUGAGAAAGCUGAUCUCCUGAAUGAAGAGAUAACAAAUCUAAAAAAGGGAAUUUCUGGUGGUUUCAUGAAGGACUAUGUGAUGCCUAUUUUAAGAGCUGUGGCAGAAAUCCUUCCAACUGUUCUUAAUUAUAGAGUGAUGAUGAAAGGACUCAAAGUAGAGUGACCUUUUCCAGGCAAAUCAGUGUUGCAUCACAGAUUGAUUGAUUUAUUCAUUUAGCUAACAAGACACAAAGUAGGCUUUUAUUUAGUAGGACUGUGUUUUGUUAAUGAGUAGUGUCCUAAUUCACAUGUACUGUAUACUGUGUAAUAAAAGUAUGUACUAUGUUGCUGGUGGUGGGAGUUUCAGAAUCUCACUGGAUUUAGUAGGUCGUCUGGGUACUUUUCACUACUGUUUUUCAAAUGCUAUUAAUUCUGAUAUACUAUCAGGCCCUUCCUAACGGAGCAUGCAGCACAACUUCUUGUCCAGGCCCUUGUCAUUUCUAGGCUGGACUACUGCAAUCCUCUUCUGGUUGGAUUUCCAUCAAACACAAUCAAACCUCUACAAAUGAUUCAGAAUGCAGCGGCACGACUGCUCUUCAACGAGCCCAAAAGGGCCCACAUCACACCUCUCUUUAUCUCUCUGCACCAGCUUCUGGUUGCAGCUCGCAUGAAGUUCAAGACAUUGAUUCUUGCUUCUAGAACAGCGACAGGCUCAGCACCCUCCUACUUCCACUCACUUUUGAGAAUCUACUUCCCCUUCAGAUGUCUGAGAUAUACAAGUCAGCGACACCUCGUGGUGCCAUCACAGAGAGGCACAAAAUCACUUCCCUGAACAUUUUCGUUCACUGUUCCUGUCUGGUGGAAUGAUCUUCCCACAUCUAUCCAGAACCCCACCCCACACAGUUAUUUAACCAAACUGAAUCAGCAAUGAACUAAC
Onychostoma macrolepis is the source of this 2391-nucleotide messenger RNA. RefSeq names its product guanylate-binding protein 4-like. Gene Ontology annotation, molecular function: GTP binding; GTPase activity. Bases 10 to 1638 code for a protein of 542 amino acids. Lineage: Eukaryota; Metazoa; Chordata; Actinopteri; Cypriniformes; Cyprinidae. The transcript has 9 exons. The record is from RefSeq and is a predicted model, not a curated record.